Molecule: messenger RNA, 866 nt
Organism: Carya illinoinensis
Lineage: Eukaryota; Viridiplantae; Streptophyta; Magnoliopsida; Fagales; Juglandaceae
Exons: 2
Coding region: 290-538 (82 amino acids)
Source: RefSeq, a predicted model, not a curated record
CUUGUUUUAAAGGCCGUCCGUUCCACGCCCCCAUCCUUCCCUUCAUCGUUUUACAACUUCAUAUUUACACCAACCGCAACGACGACCUGUUCCUCUUCUUCUCUUCAUCUUUCGUCUUCUUGGCAAACACUUUUUAUUUUAUUCUUUUCAUUCUCUAUGUUCCUUUUGUAUCUUCUCGUCUUCUUUGUCCAUGGAUGAUACUAAAUGUUCAUCAGAAUACUUGUUCCAUCCAAAUUAAAGGUUUGAUAUUUUAAGAUCAUCAUCAGAAAGAUCACCAGGCCGUUGACAAAUGGAGGGCUCUGUCGGCGUUGGAUUCAUGGCAGUAUUUGCGGUCUCGGGAAGCGUAGUUCUCCUUGUUCAUCAAGUCCAUAAGCGCCUUCUCUCCGAUUUCAUGAAAAAAGUCGAGUCCGAAUUGGGAUCUGGGAAACGGCGAGCCAAUAAGAAGAAGGUCCGAUUUGCAGACGAUGUUAAAGAACCAUCAUCGAAUAACAAAGAGUACCGUAAGAGGCAGUACUCUCUGAAUCAUAACAAGCAAUAAAAGUCUUCAAUGAAGUGUGUGUGUGUGUAUAUAUAUAUAUGCUUCAGCGCUCCAUUUUUUUUUUUUUUUUAAUCUUGGUUGCCGAUCAUGAUCGUGAUGGGGGUGGUGUUUAAUCCCAACAUCUGAUGUAGAGGUUUUCAUAUUUUGUUUUUUGGUAGUAAAUAGCUCUUCGGGGGUGCUGUUGAAAAUGUCAGAAGCCCCCAUAGAUGGUAGCGAUCUUUGAUUAUGUUUUGGCAACGUAAAUGGUAGUGCUUUAGCUACUUUCGUUGACCAAACUUUAAGAUGGAACCUUGAGAUAUUCAGUACAGUAACAUGUGUUUCAAGGCCA